Rotaria sp. Silwood2 is the source of this 804-nucleotide messenger RNA. Lineage: Eukaryota; Metazoa; Rotifera; Eurotatoria; Philodinida; Philodinidae. The record is from the annotation of a GenBank genome assembly.
AUGGAAUUAGUCAGGCAACUUGCCGGUCUUUCUGUUUCGAAUGUUCGACAAUUUCGUGAUGAUGAUUCAUAUGUCGAUCGACUCAAUCAUCGAUAUACAACAACAUUAUGUGUUGUCUUUGCUAUUCUUGUUACUACAAAACAAUAUGCCGGCGAUCCAAUUGAUUGUUGGGUGCCAGCUCAAUUUAAACCCUCGUAUGAAGCAUAUACAGAUAGUUAUUGUUGGAUUGCAAAUACCUAUUAUAUUCCAAUUGAUCAAGAAUUACCUGAUGAUGAACAAGGACGACGAAAUAAAGACAUUCUUUAUUAUCAAUGGGUACCAUUCAUAUUACUCUUUCAAGCUUUUCUAUUUUAUUUUCCUCGUGUUGUUUGGCGUACACUUAAUAUGAAAUCAGGUCUUGAUUUAGUUAAUCUAGUUGAUGCAGCUAUUAAAUAUGAACAAGUAGAACAGUAUGAAUCUCGAGAUCGUAUUAUGAGUUAUAUUAUUAUUAAUAUUGAACGUUACAUAUCAGCACGUGCUCAUUUAACACGACGACAUAUUGAAAAACAUUAUUCGUGUAUUCGUCGAUUUUUUCAAUUAUUUUUAUUUUGUUCAAGUCGUCAUUAUGGAAAUUAUCUUGUUAUUGUCUAUUUUCUUGUUAAAUUAUUAUGGCUUGUGAAUACUUUAGCACAAUUAUUUUUAUUAAAUGCUUUUUUAGGAAAUGAAUAUUAUUUAUUUGGUUUUGAAGUUAUUGAACAAUUAUUUAAAAAUCAACGUUGGACUGAAAAUAGACAUUUUCCUAAAGUGACAUAUUGGUAUGUAUGA